UUUCAACAGUAAAUUGUCAAAUGAGAUAUUUUUUAAAUUUAAUGUUUAUUUACAAAUAUUUUUAAAUAAAACCUUAUUUAUAACCUAUCCAUAUUAAUAAAGUUGAAUAUAAUUAAAACUUACCUUUACCCUAAAAACAAAUCGUAAUAUAACAGGUUAAUUAGAAAAAUGGAUGAAGAUGAUGAUAUUCCAAGUUUGUCGGCGGAAACUUUUGCAGCAUUACAAGAAUUCUAUGCCGAACAAGACAAACGUCUAGAAAUACUAAACAAGUUGGAAGCAGACCAAAAAUUAAAUGAAAAUAUUAUAUUUGAAGAAAACUGGCAACUAAGCCAGUUUUGGUAUAAUGAAGCAACAAUACAAGCCCUUGUCCAAGUAAUUGAGAAAUCUGUUCCCAAUGGUGGGAAGGUUGCAUUAAUAUCAUGCCCCACACUUUUUGUACCAGCCAAAAGACAUAUGGGAAAUAGAAUUAGCUUAUCACUUUUGGAAUAUGAUAGAAGAUUUGAAGUUCAUGCGCCAGAUUAUAUUUUCUAUGAUUAUAAUACACCAGAUAAGUUGCCACAAGGUUUAGAACACACAUAUGACUUAGUUAUUGCAGAUCCACCAUUCCUAGCUGAGGAAUGUAUUCAAAAAACUUCAGAAACAGUCAAAUUAUUAUCUAAAGAUAAGAUUGUAGUAUGUACAGGUACAGUUAUGAAAGAAAAUAUAGAAAGAUUGUUGAAUUUAAAAAUUUGUGAAUUUGAACCACAGCACAGGAAUAAUCUAGCUAAUGAAUUUUCAUGUUAUGCUAACUUUGAUUUGGAUGCUGUUUUAAGAUAAACUAUAGGCACAAUUUGAUUUCAAAUUAUCUAUUGUAUAUAUUAUAAUGAAAAAUAAUUAUUAAAUUAGGUACAGAUUG
This is a messenger RNA of Pieris napi, 895 nucleotides long. RefSeq names its product EEF1A lysine methyltransferase 1. The transcript is spliced from 4 exons. Bases 169 to 816 code for a protein of 215 amino acids. Gene Ontology annotation, molecular function: nucleic acid binding; protein-lysine N-methyltransferase activity. Gene Ontology annotation, biological process: methylation. The record is from RefSeq and is a predicted model, not a curated record. NCBI's taxonomy places the organism in Eukaryota, Metazoa, Arthropoda, Insecta, Lepidoptera, Pieridae.